Messenger RNA from Triplophysa dalaica, 3858 nucleotides. It is a transcript of the gene zbtb32, whose product is annotated as zinc finger and BTB domain containing 32. The transcript is spliced from 5 exons. Gene Ontology annotation, biological process: regulation of transcription by RNA polymerase II. The record is from RefSeq and is a predicted model, not a curated record. Gene Ontology annotation, cellular component: nucleus. Lineage: Eukaryota; Metazoa; Chordata; Actinopteri; Cypriniformes; Nemacheilidae. Bases 214 to 1497 code for a protein of 427 amino acids. Gene Ontology annotation, molecular function: DNA-binding transcription factor activity, RNA polymerase II-specific; RNA polymerase II cis-regulatory region sequence-specific DNA binding; protein binding.
GUUUCUGCUGGUCGAUGGCAUCACUGGUUGAGGUAGCUGUGUGCGCAAGUGCGUCUCCGUGCUCUCGCUAGAUCUAGAUUGCAGCCUCCACCUUGAGAGCUUGGGUACGUCUUUGAAACUUUCUGCUGAAAUGAGAUUUCUCAGCUCGACGGCAAACCCGAUCACGCCACUCCAUCCCCACCAUUCCAUUUGUCUUUUCCCAUCUGAGCGAAGAUGAUCCGCAUCCGUAACCCUCACCACAUGCCUUUUCUCCAUCAGACGGAGCAGCUCCGUGUGGCAGGGACCCUCUGCGACACGCUUCUCACCGUGGAGGGCCGUUCAUUCAAAGCUCACGCUCUAAUUCUGGCUUUGGCCAGCAAAAGACUUCAGCGUCUGUUAACAAAGCAGCACGGUUCAACGCCGGGGUAUCGCUGCGUUAUAGAAAGAGUCUCUCCCCACACCUUCAAGCAGAUCCUGGACUACGUGUACAGCGAAUCGGUGGAGGUGCCCAAAGAUGAUCUGGAGGAGCUUCUGAAAGGCGCUCAGUACCUGGAGGUCGAAUCUUUGGUUGAGCAGUGUCAGGCACAGCUUAGGAAACCAGAGUCUCCUAUAGAAGAGAAAGGACAUUCAACCCGAGAUGACAAACUGAACGAAGAAAGUCGCUUGUCAAAAAAACGCCCUUCGUUGGAUGAAGACCACCUUGAAGUAGAAAGUGCAAAUAAAGAGAGCCCGAAGAAAAGAUGUUCUGGGUCUCCUCAGCUUCUCCCGUCCUCCAGAGAGACCGCCAUCGCCACCACAGCUCUGUCUCCCUCCCCGCGUCUGUGCUGGCCUUCGGUUAGCCCGUCUCGAAGCAUGGUUUUCAACUGCAGAGAAUUCAUGACCUUUCACUCUCUCCGCACCUCCCAGCACAUGUUGACGUAUCCGUACCCCACCCCAGUCUACCCCAUUCUCCAUCGCUCGCUUCAUCCCCAGGUCCCUUCUUCAGUCAUGGGUUACACUGGGCUGCUUCACCCCUAUCACAAUCUCAUACACUCUCCUCAACUAUCUCAAGACAGUCCGUUUAUUCAGGGCCUGCGGGGAAAGAACACCUCUUUUAAUGCGGUUCUAACAGGAUCCAUGCCUGAGGAUCAGGAGAGGAAGCCGAAGGUACAAGAGGAGAGGGAGAUAUGCUGCAGAUACUGCGGUAAGACGGCCCUGGAAAACCCCUGGAGGUCGAUGAGUGGUUCGACAUCCUCAGCAGGUUCGGGUGAGCUGACUUUCCGGUGUAAGUUUUGCGGUCAAGGAGGACGGGAUAAGCGAUCUCUGCGGCCGCUCAAGGGUCUCGGAGGAGAGAAGCCAUACCUGUGUAAACAGUGUAGCAAACGGUUCAGUCUGAAGCACCAGCUGGACACACAUCACAGGGUACACACAGCAGGGAUAUCGACCCAAAAAUUGCGGAACUGCACAUUUUCUGAGGGGUAUGAGAGAUCAGUAUUACCCCCCCAUCGGUCACCCCAAUAUAGAAGACACAACAAAUAAAAAAGUCACCUUUGGAGUCAUUCUAGACAGAAGCAGAAAGGUUUCCUUUUACAUACGCCUGAACACUUUAACAAACUGCUCACAGUGUAGCAGAUUUAUAAUUCAAAAGAUAAAUAACAAACUGAAAACUAAUGAAACAAAAGUAGUAAAAGUACAUAAAGUUUAUGUUCAGACAUACACAAUAAACUAACGAUUAUUUUCAUCAUUGUUUUUUUAAUAAUCGGAUAACAGGCUUAACAAUUUUUAAUUAGAUCUUUUGCUAAAGAUAACUUAAUGAAACCCCAAAUAAGGCUAUUUAUUGUAUUCUUGAAAAGUGAGUUUCAGUUAUGUAGUCUAGAAUUUUGAAAUGUAAAACCUUUUACAGUUCCAGUUUUAAACAAUGGCACUUCUUUAAAUAUCCCAAAUAUAGCUAAGUAUCAAUCGAGUUGUAGCCUAUUAGUGAUGUGCUGGUGAGGAAAUAAACAUAUUUUGAUCUUCAGGGUUAUACAUUUAGAUUAUUCCCCAAUUUUGCACCACCAUUACAGUUUAUAAAAAAAGACUUGUGCACUUUAUAUAAAACAGGUCUUGAAUUUGAUGUGUUUUGAUGCCGGAAGGUUUAUUAGCAGCGAUGCCACAAAAUAACCUUUUUUUUGUUCCCCAAACAACUUUUAUCAAGACAAUUUUUAUCUUAUGUUUAAAUAUAGUCUGAAGAAAUGUAUCUACUUCAAUCAACUUUUCGUGCAACAGAACCUUUUGUAGCACUUUUAUUUUUAGGAGUGAGAAAUAAUUAGUUCAGGUUCAUUUUAUCCAAAAGAGUUUAGGGAGCAUCGAGCGAUAUGUCAUACAGGAGCAAUAAGACAUUAGGUGCCAAUACAAAGUUACUGGUUUCAACAAAAGCUAGACCACUUACUGUUGAGAGAAAGGGUUAGUGUUUUUUUUUGUCUGUAAAAUAUUCAGAGAAGAAAUGGGUUUUAAGUAUUUUUUUUAAUAUUGUGAGAGAUGUGAUUGACCGGACUGAGAAUGUUCCAUCAUGAAGGGGUUGUGAAUGAGAAUGAACGGGAAAGCGAUUUACUGCCCUUAUGGGAAGGCAAUACAAGACCCCGCUGGUUUGCUGAACGCAGGGAUCUUGAUGGGGUGUAGGAAUGCAGGAGGGUGUGAAAGUAAGCCGGUGCAGAUCCAGUGAUAGUCCUGUAGGCAAGUAUUAGUGACUUGAGUCUGAUACUGGCUGCAACCGGUAGCCAGUGGAGAGAGAUGAAAAGGGGUGUCACAUGAGCCCUUUUAGGCUAUUGGAAGACGAGGCAUGCUGCGUUUUGAACCAGCUGGAGUGGUUUGAUAGCCUUUGCAGGAAGACCAGCAAUGAGAGCAUUGCAUUAGUCCAACCUUGAGAUCACCAGGGCCUAGAUAAGAAGUUGUGCCACAUGCUCAGUGACAUAGGGUCCAACCUUUCUAAUGUUGAAUAAGGCAUAUCGGCAUGACCACGUUGUCUUUGCAAUGUGAUCACUGAAGCCUCUGUGACCGAUAGCAAUGCAGUCUCGGUGGAGUGGUUUGUUUUGAAGCCAGACUGCUUGUCGUCCAGUAGUUUGUUCUGGGAUAGGUAUGAAGGCACCUGGUUGAAAGCUGCCCUUUCUAGUGUUUUUGCAAUAAAUGGGAGGAGAGAGAAAGGUCUGAAACUGUUGGGAGUAGAAGGGUCCAAAGUGGGUUUCUUCAGUAGGGGUGUGACCUGGGCCUGUUUGAAUGUGGAUGGAAAAGUGCCGGUGAGCAGGGAGGUGUUGAUGAUGUUGUGAGUGCAGAUGUUAGUGUGCUAGUCUAAUGGAGAUGGGAGGGGAUUGGGUCAAGGGACAGGUGGUGGGGUGGCUGGAGAGAAGUCUGGGGACUUCAGUGUCAGACAGUGGGGUGAAAGAGGAGAGUUCAAUGUUUGAAGUAAGGGUGGUGUGAACCGAGGUCUGAGGUGUUGAGAAUUGACUGCUGAUGGAUGAUGUUUUCUCAGUAAAAAAUACAGUGAAGUCAUCGACAGUCAAUGAUGAAGUGGGCGGGGGAGGAUGGGGUAAAGAAGAGAGUUAAAUGUCUUGAAAAGAUGUCGAGUGUUAGGUGCAUUGCUCAUCUUGGUGGUAUGGAAAGACGUUUUAGCUGUGGUAACACUAGUAGAGAAAGAGGAGAGUUGUGACUGGUAGUCCCGUAGGUCAGCAGGAUUCUUGGCCAUGCUGGCUAACAAAGAACCUAUUGAGCCUUUAUUUUUCUGAAUAUUUUCUGCUCAUUGGUCAUUCUGCUGGCAAACAUCACAUCUGAAGAGUACAACUCACUGUUUUCCCAUGAAACAGAUUUCUUACAUAAAGUCUAGUUCAAAUCUCCUGAGAGGAAUUAGGCCUAUAAUUUUUUGCAUGU